CAGAAUUGAAAAACAAAAUCACAACUUCGAAUUGAUAACGAAAGAUUUCAAUGAGUGAUUCGAUGAUAAAGAAAGGGCCGUGGAAAGCGGAAGAAGAUGAGGUGUUGAGAAAGCAUGUGAAGAAAUGUGGGCCAAGAGAUUGGAGCUCCAUUCGAUCCAAAGGCCUUUUACAGCGUACUGGCAAGUCUUGUCGUCUUCGUUGGGUCAAUAAACUUCGCCCCAACUUGAAAAAUGGAGUGAAGUUUUCAGCAGAGGAGGAGAGGACUGUGAUUGAACUUCAGGAACAAUUUGGGAACAAAUGGGCUACAAUUGCAACCUAUUUGCCUGGACGAACUGACAAUGAUGUCAAGAAUUUUUGGAGUAGCCGGCAGAAGAAAUUGGCUAGAAUUAUGCGGACCUCAGUACCACAGCCUAGUAAGCCCCAGAAGAGUAACAACAGGGAACCUCCUGCUCUUCAAAAACUUCCUUCAGUAGAGGGACCAAAAUUGAGCUCAUUGGCAGAGGAAAGGUCUUUGUCCAUGUCCCAGUAUUGCCCAUCAUCCUAUAUGAAUAACCCUGAUACAAUCAACAUGGUCCAAUGGCCAGAGUUAGUGAAUUCAACUUCACUUCCUUUCGAGCCAGAUUUGCUUCAACCUGAGUUCAUUCCUAAUGAGAAAAGAACCUGCUUCGGGUCACAGAUUACACUCCCCUUUCCUCAGAUUCCGCUGCAAGCUGACUUUGGUCACCCACUGGAAAGUCAAAUAUUACCCAUGAAACUUGAGGAAUCUGACUUCUUAGAUUUUUUCGGGCAGCUCAGUGCUUCAGACAUAGGAGAUGUGCAAGUCCCUCUUGUACCAGCAUCAUGGUCAGGACCAGAGAAAAGCUCUGAGAUUAUUACUAUGAAGAGAGAAAUUGACGUCCCCCUUACACCAGAUAGCUUCAUCGAUGACUUCCCUAUGGAUAUGUUUGAUCAUAUCGAUCCACUGCCAAGUCCAUUCAAUUGGUGAUGUAGUAAUUAGUCUAUUUCGGACAGGAAGAAGGGCAUUCUUACUAGCUUGUUGGACAGAUAUGUAGUGUUCUAUGUGACAUGAAUAUUGCCAUUUAGCUAUUCUUUGUUACAGACAAAUUGACCUAGUGCUUAACUGCUUCUAACAGUUCUUCAUCAGGUA
Messenger RNA from Nicotiana tabacum (common tobacco), 1148 nucleotides. RefSeq names its product transcription factor DUO1-like. Lineage: Eukaryota; Viridiplantae; Streptophyta; Magnoliopsida; Solanales; Solanaceae. The record is from RefSeq and is a predicted model, not a curated record.